Messenger RNA from Oenanthe melanoleuca, 1662 nucleotides. It is a transcript of the gene ECSCR, whose product is annotated as endothelial cell surface expressed chemotaxis and apoptosis regulator. Gene Ontology annotation, cellular component: cytosol; plasma membrane. Lineage: Eukaryota; Metazoa; Chordata; Aves; Passeriformes; Muscicapidae. Gene Ontology annotation, biological process: positive regulation of endothelial cell apoptotic process; positive regulation of proteasomal protein catabolic process; negative regulation of angiogenesis. The transcript has 11 exons. Bases 45 to 785 code for a protein of 246 amino acids. The record is from RefSeq and is a predicted model, not a curated record.
CGAGAGGCGGCCCGGGCGGGCGGAUCGGGCCGGUCCCUCCCGGCAUGGCCAGAGGCUCCGAGAUGCUGCUCCCGUCCAUCCAUCCCCUGCUCGGGCUCCUCCUGCUGCUCCCAGGUUCAGCUCCCACGAACACCUCCACCCCUGCUGGAACAGGUCAAUCCCAAGCUGCAGCCAGCCCUGAAGCAAAGAACCACAGCUCAGAGCCAGCAGUAAAAUCAACACCACUGACCAACCUGAGCCUCACCUCUGUGGGUCCAGCUACAACUACAGCCAAACCCUCCCCCACCACUGCAACCACCCUGACAGCAACCACUGAGCAAGAUGAUAAGUCCAGUGGGAACAGAAGCACAGCAGCCCCUCCUCCAACACCUCAAGGUCAGGAUCCCGUGAGGAAUGAGAGCACCACAACAUCAGCGACUCAAGGUGCUUCCUCCUCACAGAGAGGCACCUCAAAACCCAUCACCCCAACACCCAACUCCUCCAGCUUGCCCGAGCCCACCCCCACAGAUGAGAAAUCACCUCUGACCGUGGCAGCUUUUGGUGUCAUCAGCUUUGUUGUUAUCCUGAUAGUGGUGGUCAUCAUCCUGGUCAGCGUGGUCAGCCUGAGGUUCAAGUGCAACCACUCCAAGGACUCAGAAGACAAACAGAAACCAGGAAGCUCCAUGGUGUCAGAGAGCUGCUCUGCAGACACGAGCCAGAAGGGGAACAGCAUCACUCUGAUCUCCAUGAAGAACAUCAACACCAACAACAGCAUGAGCUACCCCCCGUCAGAAAAGGUGCUAUGAAGCCAAGAGCCCAGGGCUUGAAGCUGACACGUGACAACCAGCAGUGCCUUUCUAGGUCCUUUUUUUAAUUUUGUCCUUCGGGGAAAGAGCAAGGGUGGACUUUAUAUAUAAAUUAUUAUUCCUCUCUGAUCAGUACAUUUACAGUAGUGUCCUACAUAGCUUCCCCACCUGGGGCCUAAGGGCUUUCUCCAGUUACAGCCUGCCACACUCAGUGCUUGAUACCUGACUCUAUUUCUGAUAUGCCUUCAAACACUCAGAUAAUUCCAGCAGCAAGGAGCACCAAGGCACCAUCCACUCUGCUAAUAAAGCUCUGCCUUAGAUGAAUGGCCUUUCUAGUCUGUGCAGGCUCAUUAAUCAGCACAGCCCCACGCCGAGCCAGACCUGUGCUCUGGGAAAGCCUGAUCCAAAGCUGAAGGCCUUAAAUGCCAAGUUCUGGGUCAAAUCCCAGCAGGACUGCUGCAAGCCCCUUAUCCCCAGUGCCCUCAUUGUGCCCACAGCAGUGGGAUGCUCACAUCCACCUGCCUCACAGGGUUGUUGUGAGGUUUUGUUCAUCCCUGUCUGUAAAGCAUUUGGAGAGCCACGAAUUAAAGGUGCUGCUGAAAUGCAAAUUGCCAUCUCAAACAUUUUAUUAUUAUUAUUAAUAACAACAGAGCUUCAGGAAGGCAGAUCAUUAUCUCCUCACGUGCUCAGAGACUCAGCUGAAGGAAGGAACAAAGCCCCUUACAAAGAUCAGGGGUUUAUCUCAGUGUAAAAUGAAUGGUCACAAGCCAAAUGCUGAGCUCCUUCAGCUCCUGGAGUGUGGCAGCCUAAGUUUGCCAGGAGAGCUUCCAUCAUCUUCCACCACUGCUUUCCCAAACCUUCCUGGCACCAGGAAGAG